Messenger RNA from Pneumocystis murina B123, 944 nucleotides. RefSeq lists its product as hypothetical. The transcript is spliced from 6 exons. Lineage: Eukaryota; Fungi; Ascomycota; Pneumocystomycetes; Pneumocystales; Pneumocystaceae. The coding region runs from base 42 to 944 and encodes 300 amino acids. The record is from RefSeq and is a predicted model, not a curated record.
AAAAUCUAAAGAAAAAUAAGAAAAUAGUAUUUCUAUAAGCUAUGACAUCAGAUAAAAACUUAAAACUCGAUUUGGAUAAGGAAUCAUCUGAUACAUGUUUCUUAUCUAAAAAAAAUACUUCUAACACAUAUGAUCCGCAAUCUUUAUCAAAAUACUAUCUAUUCUUUUCUGAUCUUUUUACAUGGAAAUACCCACGUACUUCUGGAUCUGUUCUAGGUGGAGUAACACUAUUAUUACUACUUUCAAAUACAGUCGAUAUUCCUCGCUUAAUUCUCCGUACAGCCUGGAUUGUUUUUGCAAGUUCAACAGUUAUUGAGAUUACAGGUCGUUCUCUUUUUAAGCAGCAUAGCGGAUUUAUUAGCCAAUUUGCACCAACCUCUUUUUAUUCAAUUUCACGAAAAUCACUUAACAACUUCAUUGACAAGACAUGUGAUAUAAUUAAUUUUGCACUAUACGGAAUCCAAGAGCUUUUAUUUGCCAGAAAAAUUAAGCACACUGCUAUUGCAUUUAUUGUUUCUUGGAUAUCAUUUGUUCUUGUGCAAUUUUUAUCUUUUAUUCAUACGCUUCUUUUAGGUGUAUUACUUGCAUUUACAGUUCCAUUAUUUUAUAUUAAAUAUCAAAAAACCAUUGAUAAAUAUUUCAAAUCUAUUUUCAUAAUUUCUAGAAAAUAUUCAUGUGCUUUAAAGAAACAUGCUGGUAAAUACACAGAAAAAAUGGCAAAGAAAUUAUCUUCCGAUUUUAUAAAAUUGAGCACAAAAAUAAAUAAUGAUAUGAAUAAAUUCAAAAAUGGAUUUAUGAAAAAUAAAAUAUUGUUAAAUCUUAAAGUUAAAAAAGUAAAAUCAACUGUGUUGCCUAAAACACCUGUUUCUGAUAUUUCUACUACACAAGAAAUAUUAACUGAAGGAAUUGAAAAGCAUGAUACUAAUGUUCCUAUUACAACAUAA